CUCCAUAAUGGCAGAUGGAUCCACAGACUGUAGUGUAAUGGAAGAGGAGUUGGUCUACACUAGAAUGAGCAGAGCAGGAAAAGUCAAGGUGCAGUUUGUGGGGAUCCAGGCAUUGAAAAAGGCAGAUGCAACACAUAUAACAGAUGCAAUAUGCUCCCAGAUGUCUGCAGUCAGUGGUGAUGAGGAGGAAUGGAAGGAAAAGCUAGUUGCUUGUGGGACAAAUGGAUCGGCCGUUAUGACAGGAUCCAAGACAGGAGUUGUCAGCAGGCUUCGUGGGGAAAGGACGUAAAUUUUAGGAGAUGCUCUUAAGUUCAGCAGUUUCCUGCAUGAUACGUUGACUCAUCUUUGCAACCUGUCAGUGAAAUUGCAGCAGUCAUGUUUAACAGUAGCUGAUGUCCACAGUUGCCUGACUUCCACCCAGGCUGUGAUCCUCAAAUAUAAAUACGGACCUGGACCGAUGCUGAGGAAGGUGUUGGAUUCCAACACUUACAUGGGUGUUAACCUGAGACAUAGUGACACCAGCCACAUGAUGGCUAACAAAGACAAACUUCUGGACAAGCUGUCCGACUGCAUGGACAACAGAUUUGGGGAUGUGGGGUCUGGAAUCCUGAGCGAUACAAAGAUAGUUAGCUUCCAACAAUGGCCUGAUCCAGAAAACAGUGCAGACUUUGGUGAUUCAGAAGUGGACAGGCUCACAAGUCACUUCAAGCCGAUAUUGAUCUCUUCUGGAGUUGAUGUCGAUCUGAUUGCAGACCAGUGGACCAUCAUCAAGUCCUGCCUCUACAAGGAGCCACAGACACUGGAGAAAAUCACCUGGGCUGAAGUUAGGAUGCUGAGGGAGACAUGCCCUGACUUCCUGGACCUUGUGGAUCUGGUGUUAUGCAUGCCUGCAUCAACAGCAGACUGUGAGCGUGGGUUUAAUGUAAUGAAGAUGGUGAAGUCUGAUUGGCGGUCCAGUCUCAAAUGUGAGACACUGUCUGACCUGCUCUUUGUCCAUCUGUCCUCCCCCUCAAUCAAAGACUUUGACCCUAGCACAGCAGUUUAG
Molecule: messenger RNA, 1045 nt
Organism: Carassius auratus (goldfish)
Lineage: Eukaryota; Metazoa; Chordata; Actinopteri; Cypriniformes; Cyprinidae
Product: zinc finger protein 862-like
Exons: 3
Coding region: 458-1045 (195 amino acids)
Molecular function (GO): protein dimerization activity
Source: RefSeq, a predicted model, not a curated record